Molecule: messenger RNA, 411 nt
Organism: Coniosporium apollinis CBS 100218
Lineage: Eukaryota; Fungi; Ascomycota; Dothideomycetes
Exons: 4
Coding region: 1-411 (136 amino acids)
Biological process (GO): pyruvate import into mitochondria
Cellular component (GO): mitochondrial inner membrane
Source: RefSeq, a predicted model, not a curated record
AUGGCGGCCGCAAUACGAGCGCUCAACGCGAAGAUACGGUCGAAUCCGUACACCGACUACUUCUGUUCGACGCAUUUCUGGGGCCCGGCCUCAAACUUCGGCAUCCCCAUCGCGGCGGUUAUGGACACGCAAAAAGACCCUGAGAUCAUCUCUGGCCGCAUGACUCUCGCCCUUUGCGCCUACUCCGCGACCUUUGCGCGCUACGCUCUCGCCGUCACCCCGCAGAACUGGCUGCUCUUCGGAUGCCACGUCGUGAACUUCUCGGCGCAAGCGACGCAGGGUUAUCGGUAUCUCAACUAUUGGAACUUUGGCGGUAGGGAGAAGACGAUGGAGGCGAAGGCGAAGGAGGGACUGGGGAGGCUGGAGGAUGUGUCGAAGGACACUGUCAAGAAGGUUAUGGGGGAGAAGUAG